Periconia digitata is the source of this 812-nucleotide messenger RNA. NCBI's taxonomy places the organism in Eukaryota, Fungi, Ascomycota, Dothideomycetes, Pleosporales, Periconiaceae. The record is from the annotation of a GenBank genome assembly.
CCGCCUACACCACCUCAGCAUGCCUAAGCUCGAUUCAAAAGUAGCUGCCCUUGUCGAUGCUACCCGCGAUGAUGAAUCAGACGAAGAUGCCCUUAUUGCGGAGCUAGAAAACGACGACAGCCUCGAUGCUUUCCGCGAACAGAGACUGCAGCAGCUUCACGCAGAGUUCGACAAGGCCAAGAGGCUGCGUGCGCAAGAGCAUGGAACCUACACCGAGAUCAAAGACGAAAAGGCCCUCAUGGACAUCACCACCUCCACCAAGCUCUGCGUCGUGCACUUUUUCAAACCGGACUUCAACCGCUGCAGAAUCAUGGACGAGCACCUCGAGGCACUAGCUCCCGCUCACUACGAAGCUCGUCUUCUCAAAAUCAAUGUGGACAACUGCCCUUUUCUGGUCACCAGACUAAAAAUCCAAGUACUGCCCUGUGUGAUUGCUUUCAUCGACGGUGUUAGUGCGGAGCGUAUCAUUGGCUUUGAGGGAUUGGGUCGAACACUCGACAAUUUCACGACCCGUGAUUUGGAGGCCAGGUUGAUCCGUGUUGGUGUUCUUGCAAGAGAGAAGGUCAACGAAGACGAGGACGAGAGACAGAUGGCUAGGAGGAGAAAGGAGAUGGCGCGAGCGGACGAAGAUGACGAUGAUUGGGAUUAAAAUUGGUUGCAUACAUGUAUGCAAUAUUCGACACAGAGCAUUGAAUGAUACCCAGAAACCCCAAAAAAUGAUCGUCAGAAGCUUGAUUCAAUUUAGCAUUUGACCCAGGAACUAAUAGAUAUAUAUGAAUUAGCAUGCUACUCGAUGCUGUGGCACACGAACC